This is a messenger RNA of Hibiscus syriacus, 767 nucleotides long. Its product is annotated as PRA1 family protein H-like. The coding region runs from base 30 to 752 and encodes 240 amino acids. Gene Ontology annotation, cellular component: Golgi apparatus; endoplasmic reticulum. The record is from RefSeq and is a predicted model, not a curated record. Gene Ontology annotation, biological process: vesicle-mediated transport. NCBI's taxonomy places the organism in Eukaryota, Viridiplantae, Streptophyta, Magnoliopsida, Malvales, Malvaceae. The transcript is spliced from 4 exons.
AAGUAAAAAACAAAUAGAGCCGAGAAGAAAUGUUCUCCUCUAACCCGUUAUCUCUCAGCGUUCCCGACCCUACCUUCGAAUCGUGGCUCCGUGAUUCCGGCUACCUAGAUGUCAUCGACGACCACCAGACUGCCGCUGCCGCCUCCACAACCGCUACCGCUACCACUCCCACAAUCAGCGACUCUACAAUAACCAUCCCAGUAAGCAGCUUCUUUUUAAGAUAUUUGGUCUCUUUUCUCUCUCAUUUGUGGACGCUGCUCUCCCUGUUAACGUUUAACCCAUUCGCCAAGCUCACCACCAACGAUUUCUCUGGAGAAACUCCUUCGUGGACUAAAGGGUUCUUCGCGGAUUUUGGGUCCUAUUCGUUUCCAGCUUCGGUUUCUCAAGUGAGGCUCAGGGUUCAAGAGAAUGUUAAGCGUUAUGCGCGGAAUUAUGCCUCACUUUUUAUUCUCUUCUUCGCUUGUUCUCUGUAUCAGCUGCCACUUGCACUUGUUGGGUUGAUAUCAAGUUUGGCACUUUGGGAUUCAUUCAGGUUCUUCAGUGAUAAAUGGGGUUUGGAUAGGUUUCCUGUUACUCAAUUGAUCUUGGUUCGAAUUGUGCAAUGUGCUACUGCAAUUAUUUUGCUAUGGUUGAAUGUUCAAAUGGCUUUGUGUUGUACCAUUGGUGUCAGUUAUAUAGUUAUGAUUUUGCAUGCCGCAUUCCGGAAGCUGACUCCGACAAAGCAACCUUCUCGAGCUAGAUCAUGGAAAUAGGAGAUUACAGCAAAC